AAACUAAGGAUGAUGGAGCAUUUAGUCGGCGAUGCUGUCUUCCUCUUGCACACAUUAUUGUAGCUCAAAAUGUAAUCUUGAGUGGCGUUUUAUCGUGGGAUUGCAUGAUGUUCGAAUGGCUUCUGCUGGACCUUAUUUCAAAAGCCAACUUCGCGUAUCGAUUUUUUCCAUAUCAG
This is a messenger RNA of Striga hermonthica, 176 nucleotides long. NCBI's taxonomy places the organism in Eukaryota, Viridiplantae, Streptophyta, Magnoliopsida, Lamiales, Orobanchaceae. The record is from the annotation of a GenBank genome assembly.